Zeugodacus cucurbitae (melon fly) is the source of this 2894-nucleotide messenger RNA. RefSeq lists its product as uncharacterized. The transcript has 2 exons. The record is from RefSeq and is a predicted model, not a curated record. NCBI's taxonomy places the organism in Eukaryota, Metazoa, Arthropoda, Insecta, Diptera, Tephritidae. Bases 117 to 2894 code for a protein of 925 amino acids.
CAGAAUAAAAUUUAGUUGUUAUUGUUGUAAUUAAAUGCAAAUUUGUGCGCUCUGCAGUCGUUUAAGUCGAAGUCGAAUACAGCCCGUGGAGUUAACAGCUCAACAUAACGGUGAUCAUGCGGCGAUUGUGGAAAUUUGUUAUUUGUGCAGCAUUACUUUCGUUAUGCAAUGUAUGUGACAGCCAAACAACCAAAACGCAUACAGAAGUUGACGCGACAGUAACAACAAUACCGGUUACUACAACAAUAGCGAACUCAAACACACUCGAAACAACAACAAUAACAACACCAACUAAUUUAUCAGAACCAUUGCCCACUUUGGCAGCAAAACUGGUACGACAGCGUCGUCAACAUCCUUACACCAUUAUACGACAUGUGGUGCGUACACCGAAACGCGGCACGAAGUCACGGCGACGUCAAAAGUGGCCCAAAUACAAAUAUGGACCACCAAAUUAUAGUGUCGGUCGCCCCAUUCCUUACUACAAGCCCACGAAGCAAUAUUUACCCGAAAUUUCAGAACCACCGAAAUAUUCGUCAAUCGACGAAUUGGAUUUGACGAAUAACUUCAAUUCCGCCGAUUACGAUGUGCAUCCAGCAAAGGGUAAUCAUUACGAAGAUCAAACCAUGGAUUUGGAUUUCUACAGUAACACGGAACAUACGUUUCCGGAAGCGCCUAAAGUGACGCAUAUAGAAUACAGCACUUAUGAUGCGGAUAAGGAGGUGCCCACCUAUUCAUAUACGUCGACGAAGACGGAAAUAAGAAAGCCACAUUUGAAACUGCAAGGCUACAAAGGGGCGAAGCAUCACGGUGGCGCUUAUGAAAUGUCAAGCAGCAGCAGCGGCGAUUCCGGUUAUGAGGAUACGCACUCCUUUAUACCGCCGGACAAUGUUUACGACAUGCAUCCGAUGAGCAGUUACGAUACGACUUCUCCACAGCAAGACGAUAAAUUUUACGAGUACACUUCAGGGGACACAAGUUCACAUUCGAAUACACACAUACCGGCCGCAAAGUAUGGCGUACCAGAUAUGAAUAUACCGCUUCUUUUUGCACCGCCAGCCAAGCAGCCUGCUUAUCAUGCCCCAAAGCCGACAGCUGCAGCAGAUAGCUAUAGUAUUUACGAUAAGAAAAUACCGAAUGCUGCCUACAAUUCGGUUAAAACUUCGGGUCAUCAUAGCUUUGCCGAACCACCGCCGAAAACUAAUGUCGAAAUCACGUAUUCACCCUCUUAUGAGAUCACCUUACCACCUGCGAAUCAUAAGCCUCCGUCAGUUGAUGAUUAUCGACCAGUACCUGGGCAUUUUGCAGAGCCGCCAGCAGAGCCAACACCUUCUUAUCAUACACCUAUAGGACCACCACAUCAACCUACCACUACAUAUCACAUACCCGAAACACCUGCACCACCUGCAUACAGUCCACCGCCACCACCUCCACCAUCUUAUCAUCCGCCUGCGUCGUACGCACCGCCCUCGUAUCAAGCUCCACCAGAGCACCCCUCACAUGCACCGCCAUCAUAUGAUGCACCGGAAUCACAUGAAAUUACAUCUUAUGAAGACACCGAUUUGCAUGAACCACCGUCUUAUCAACCACCCGACUUGCAUGCACCUACAUCUUAUCAAGUACCAGAAUCGCAUGCCCCACCUUCAUAUCAAGCACCAGAGCAGCCGAUACAUCCACCAUCGAGUGGCUUUGAGGUGCCCGCGCCACAUCCUCCGCCAGCAUAUAGUGCACCACAGCCUACACCGCAACCGCCCUCCACAUAUGGCCCACCUGACCCGAACUUUCCUAGUCCGUCCGCACCUUCGGAGUACCCGCAACCUGACUACAUAACACCUUCGAGUAAUUUGCCUAUAAAUUCUAAAUACAUGCCGCCAGCAUACGAUUAUCCCAAAUCCAGUUACGAAGUACCCAUCUAUGACCCAAUACCCUUUGAGGCAUCGAACACUGAAGAACACGAAGCAUACCCGCCACACACAUUCGAGAACCCGCACACGGAUCAUCAUGCACAUUCCACAUCCUCGCCUAUACCCACCGCAGAUGCACCAUCUACACGGCAUCCUGCGAAUAACUUCCAGACACCGACGCCUACAAGAGUCACGAAGGGAUUCAAAGUAAAAACCAAGCGGAAGCGUCUACGCAAUAGCACUCCUGCUAUUACCACCAAACAUAUUUUGGACGCACCCGAGUUAGAAGAGGCGUUCGAGGCAGGUCAACGUUAUAAGAAUCAAUUGGCGCUAAACCCCGACACAGACGUCAAUGAAUCCAAUCAUGUCGAGGCGCAACCACCAGAAGAACCCAAUUAUUUUUUACCCACCAUCACGCCAGAUGUGGGAAACGAUAACAGUUACGUUAGUACCGCAUGGAAUCCAAUACGCAUACGUUCCCCAAGUACACCCACAGCACUACCAGCCGCAGCUACGGUAACGAAGAGUCAAACAUCGUCGGUACCGGCUACCGCAGCGGUACGACCAAAAGAACGUCGACAAAACUCUGGCCGUCAACGACAACAACAACAAUCUAUGGUGCCACAUACGCAGACUAUCGGCGCAAAGACGAGGACGCGACAAACAACAACACCGCUGCAAAGCGCUAGUGAGUCUGUUGCCCAGGUAACGGUGGAUAAGUCGCGUUCUUAUAGUUACUAUGGCGGCAGUUCGACCAUACCGAAUGGAAACGAUCAUAGUUUACAACGUACACGAGCUAACAUCUAUAGACAACCGACAAGAGCGCCACCUGUUACACGAGAAAAAGUGCCCACAAGAGAGGAGACUGUGCCGCAUCGCACAACGAAGAGUGUUUUCGAAACGACUUAUUUCAAAAGUCCGCGAAAUGAGCACUUGGAGCGACAUCUGAGCGCAUUUGCGCAGAAUCUGCCGAAGAAUCAUAAAUUGUACUGA